AGGGUCCCUCCUAUAAAUUGAAUGAAUUUUCUUUUCUGUCAACACUGCGGCAAAGACUCGAGAACGAAGCUGAUCAGAUAUUGAGCAAAGAAGCAUACAUUCCUUUCUUAGAUCGACACCAUGUCAUCGUCAGACAUGACCUCGGGGGAUUUUAGGACUACAUUCCAGUGGGCGGGGAAGGAGCACACUCACUUCAAACCAGAAAUGAACGUUGUAGCUGGACGUGAUGUGUAUAACAUGACCUCAGAAGACAGGCACCGACUGAAAGUAGAUGUAAAGAAAGCCCGACAAAUUCCAGUAGAGGUGCCCAGUCAAAAUCCGUCCUUCAGGAGAUACAGAUCGGAUUCCACGAGCUCUGAUACAGGGUCCAUCAGCCCCGUUGGUUCCCCCACUUCUUUCGGUCCAAUAUCCGUCCCCUCAUCUUCACUACCGUCUUCGACGUCGGGCAGAUUUUUGCAGCGUGCGUUCAGUUUGGAGAAGACACGUCCCACAUCUGCAGAAAAGUACUUCAAAAACGAAUUUGACAUAAAAUGGCAAUAAAAUUGUCUUUCUUUUCGGUUAGACGGGUGUAAAUAACGGACUAGUCCAUGCUUAUGGCAUUAGUUUAUCAUCAUCGAUAUCAUGAUUUCUGCGAUCUCGUAUUCAUUUCUAACAUUUGUCCAACAUAUUGACUUAAUUCCACAUGGACGUUAAAAUUAAAUGUUUGUGUAUAAAUGUACAUAAGGUAUGUUAGCAAUUUUUUUUUCAACGAGCACCUGAAUUUUGCAUUUUGUAUGUCACGAUUUCAGUUUUUGUUCAUUGUUUGCCAUAUAUGUUUGCACUGUCUUAUAUUUUUUGUAAUUUGCUGUUCAUUGAAUCAUGUUGCACGUUACUAGGUGCUUCUAGCGACAUAGUGCUAUCAUCUCGAAUUAUGUAAAAGAAAACUUUACUGUUUUUGACGAUUAAAUUUGUUGAAUA
Molecule: messenger RNA, 957 nt
Organism: Saccostrea echinata
Lineage: Eukaryota; Metazoa; Mollusca; Bivalvia; Ostreida; Ostreidae
Exons: 2
Coding region: 121-540 (139 amino acids)
Source: RefSeq, a predicted model, not a curated record